UCAGAUCAAUGCCCUGGCCACUCACUUUCUGAUGUUGCACGACGGGAAAUGCUUUGAAUACUUGCGACAUGGCCGCUUGCAUUGAUUGCCAAGAUUGACAGCAGUAACCAUCGUCUUCUCUCGCAUGUGUUUGAGAGUAGAGAGGGAAAAACGCGAUAAUAUACUUACAACUGCCCUCAGCAGUUUUGACAGUUCAACUUCAUACAGGCAAAGCGGGAUUCCCUCUACGGUCAGUGGACGCGAUACACUUCAGUUUUUUUCUUGCUUUUACUCUACUACAGAGCAGUGUUCACUAUUUCUAACCUGUUUCAAAACCAAAAACGGGAUACGCCGAAGACGAUCGUCUGUUUUUAGUACCCUGCUCAUAUCAAGGACUUUCUGUCCGUGGAUUUGGGGAGGAACUUGUGGUUUUGUGCGAGUAAAGACACUCUCCUCACUGGAUCCUGCGAGCAGAUACACACAAUACCGGCAGAUCGCAGACAAACGCUUAUGGUGCCAGUAAUUUUCAUGAAUUCAAAAUCAACUCACCAGUGAUCUUUGGGAGCUGGGGAUAAAGUCUUUCUGUUUACAACCCAAAUGCUGAACAUGGAGGGCUUUCUGCGUAGCAGCUUUUUACUGAGCAGAAUCAUGUCUUCCAAGCAAGCCACCUCUCCGUUCACCACGACCCCUGACGGAGGUGAGGAUGGAGUGAAUCAGGAGCGCAUGUCCUGGGAAAAAGAGGAGAACUUAGAGUCGCUGGCUGCUCCUCAGUUGCAUUUGAUCCACAACAAACCUCCUCCGGAGGAGCUACCGCCAAUCAGCAGCAGCGUGCCGCCCGAAUCCGACUGGGACAGUCUGCUGUCGGCCCAGCAGCGCAUGGAAUCGGACAGCAAUAAAGUAUGUUCCUUGUACUCCUUCCGGAAUAACUCUACCUCUCCACUCAAGCCAGAUGAGGGGGGCAGGGAGCGCGGCGACCUGCUGAGCAGCUCAGCUUUUGGAACGCCAGAGCGUCGCAAGGGAAGCCUGGCCGAUGUGGUGGACACACUGAAGCAGAAGAAACUAGAGGAGAUGACAAAGACAGAGCAAGACGAAUCCUCCUGCAUGGAGAAACUCCUUUCUAAAGACUGGAAAGAGAAGAUGGAUCGACUUAACACGGGCGAACUGUUUGGAGAAAUUAAAGGUACACCCGAAAGUCUCGCAGAGAAGGAACGACAACUCUCCACCAUGAUCACGCAGCUCAUCAGCCUCAGAGAGCAGCUCCUGGCUGCCCACGAUGAGCAGAAGAAACUGGCCGCCUCACAGAUGGAGAAACAGCGUCAGCAAAUGGAGCUGGCGCGCCAACAGCAAGAGCAGAUCGCAAGACAACAGCAGCAACUUCUGCAGCAACAGCACAAAAUCAAUCUUCUCCAGCAGCAGAUCCAGCAGGUCCAGGGUCACAUGCCUCCGCUCAUGAUCCCCAUUUUUCCACACGACCAGCGCACUCUGGCAGCAGCCGCCGCGGCCCAGCAGGGCUUCCUCUUCCCCCCAAGCAUGUCCUACAAACCCGGUGAUAACUACCCAGUGCAGUUCAUUCCAUCCACAAUGGCAGCUGCUGCCGCGUCAGGACUCAACCCUCUCCAGCUCCAGCAACUCUACGCCGCCCAGCUGGCCAGCAUGCAGGUCUCUCCAGGAGCCAAGAUGCCACCGCUGCCCCAGCCCCCUAAUUCUGGUGGGCCCAUCUCCCCUUCUGGCUUGAAGAAUGAGAAGAGAGCGUCUACCCCCCUCACUCAAAUAAAGGAGGAGGGAACGCAGCCUCUCAACCUCUCCGCCCGACCCAAAACAGCUGAGCCGGUCAAAUCUCCAACGUCCCCUACACAGAGCCUCUUCCCAGGCAGCAAGAGCAGCCCGAACAGUCUAUCUAAGAGCGGAGGAAUCCCCAGCCCCCUUGGAGGAUUGGGCCGCGGUUCAUCACUGGAUAUCCUGUCCAGCCUGAACUCAACAGCGCUGUUUGGAGAUCAGGACGCGGUGAUGAAGGCCAUCCAGGAAGCGAGGAAGAUGAGAGAGCAGAUACAGAGAGAGCAGCUACAGCAUCAUCAGCAGGGAAUGGAGGCCAAGCUCUCUGCCCUCACCGGCAUGAGCCUGAACAACUGCAGGGCUGACAAGGAGAGGUCUCAUUAUGAAAGCCUGGGACAUCACUUGGGUAAACUUGGCGAGGAUGGAAAGAUCGGUCACAGGGUCAUCGACCUUACCCGACCAGAGGAUUUCGAAGGAGGCGCCAGCUCUGCGGAGGCACGGGUCUACAGGGAACCCCGGGGACGGAACAACAACGAACCUCACAUCAAACGGCCCAUGAACGCCUUCAUGGUCUGGGCCAAAGACGAGCGUCGCAAAAUCCUCCAGGCCUUCCCAGACAUGCACAACUCCAACAUCAGCAAAAUCUUGGGGUCUCGCUGGAAGUCCAUGACGAACCAAGAGAAACAGCCCUACUAUGAGGAGCAGGCACGCCUCAGCAAGAUCCACCUGGAGAAAUACCCCAACUACAAGUACAAGCCGCGGCCCAAGCGCACCUGCAUCAUCGACGGCAAGAAGCUGCGCAUCGGCGAGUACAAGCAGAUGAUGAGGUCGAGGAGGCAGGAGAUGAGGCAGUUCUUCACUGUGGGGCAGCAGCCACAGACGCAGAUCCCCAUCACCACCAGCGCAGGUGUCGUCUACCCUGGUGCCAUAACCAUGGCGACCACCACGCCCUCCCCUCACAUGACGUCGGACUGCUCCAGCGCCUCGGCCAGCCCCGAACCCACCAUCCCCGUCAUCCAGAGCACCUUCAACAUGAAGAUGGAACCCGGCACCAUGAUGCCCAACGACCCGGUGAACGGCGAGGAUGAGAUGGACAUGUACGACGACUUUGAGGACGAGCCCAAAUCGGACUACAGUAGCGAGAACGACACACAGGAGCCCGUCAGUGCCAACUGAAUCUAAGAUUUUCCAGCGAAGAAAUUCCCCUAAUAAUAGAGGGAAUACUGAAGUAGUAGAAGAAAAAUAACGAACAAAUAGAAAAAAAAACUUGUUUCUGAUGAUAUACUUUGGAGGGCCAGCAUGCAGAUGUGGCUCCCGCAGAUUUAACAGCUAUUGGUCUUAAGCGUUUCUCCGAGCGUGAAACAAUUUGAUUGUGUUUAUUUUGGCUUUUUUAUUGUUAUUUUAUUGAUUUGUUUUAAUCAUUGAACAAUUUAGGGUAUUUACUACAACAUUUUGAAUAAUAGGACUUGACGAUUGAAACAUUUCAUAUGAAUGCAUAGCUCACAGUCUUACCUUAAUUCAUAUGGAUUUACACAUGUUUUUGUUUUCGUUUUAAAGCGUACAUUACUGUUUUUGAUGGGGUUCUAUAUCUCACUCAGGUAUGCUGUACCAGCCAACAGCUUGUGAAUGUUUUUAAUCAGAACUAUAUUUAAAAUGAUCAAGACAACAAAACUUCAUUUGACAUUUCAUAAUGCGACAAAACUGAAGAAGUCCUUACAUACAGGGAAAGCUUAAACCCCCUAUUAUUAUUAUAAUUGUCGUUAUAUUAUUAUUAUUAAUAUGUUUUAAAAAUCCAGAUGUGCCAAACAUAUCAUAAGCUUCCUGCUCUUAAAUCUUAAAAAUGUAAAGUCUUAAGAGGGAGACCGAACGAGUCUUAGACAAUCCUUGCAAUGUACUAAAAAGCCCACAAUUCUUGUCCUCUCCAUUGACUACCAUGUUAAAAUGCUCAGGAACUAGGAGUGUCGUAGUUCUCCAGGAGGUUUAAUGCAGUGAUCGUCUGACCGCCGGCCUCUCUCAGCGCUCUGGUACAGUCUUACCCGCGCCGUUCUUAAUCACAGUGAUUGUAAUCAGGCCAGAAUGCCAAGGGGCCAAAUGGCAUCCAAUCUGCUGAUUUGGACAGGCAGCAAAAGGCAGCUUUGGUGCAUUACAAUCACAAAUUGCUGUUGUACAAUAUGCACACGCACAUUUUGCUAAACUCUUUAGCCCUGUUUUCCGGGGCAGAACGUCUUUUAUUUACGCUUAACUCUUUACUGACAGAAGAUAGUCUUAAAGCAGAGCAUGACCUUUUGGGCUCCUGCAAUGUGUUUAUUAUUAUUAAGUCUUAAGAAAACACCCAGUUUAUCUGGAUUGUUUUUGGCCAGUUUUUCAAAGGCUUGGUUAAGAAGAACAAAAUUACUAAAACGCUACUAAUAGCACUUAUUUUGCAAUUUUGUCUUCCAAAAGAUGAGUAGAUAAAUACUACUUGUGUAUAUAAAGGAAGCUUUGAUUUCAGAGAAGUACUGUAAACUGAAUAUUUCUUGUUGAGCACUUGGAACAAAUAGGCAGUCAUAAAAAAGCUAAAUUUGAACAUAUUUGUAUUAAAAUAGGUGCCCCCCCCAAAAAAAUUAUUUGGUAGCACCAGCAGUAGAACAGAUCUCAGGUUGUUACUGUUUGGAAGGACAGCCAAGACUCGGCUAGCGGUCAGGGCCUCUCGUUUUACGCUCUGGCCCUUCUACGUGUGCCGUUCACCUCCAUUCACCUGACCUCUGCCCAACGCACACCCUGCCUCAAGGGGCUGCCAUCUGGCUCCCAGCAUUGGCCCAUACCCCGGAGAAGGUACCAAACAAUGGAAACGGGGCCCAUGUGGUUUAUUGUGCGCGCUCUCUCUCCAUCAAAGGCCGCGGCCAGAAGCAGGCACGAGGUGCUCGCGAGCAGAUGGAACAAGUAGAUCAAGCUGUGGGGGAUUAUUAAAAUGACUGACGAGUCGGUAUCAUCUGAAAUACGGCAUUAUUUAUGCAUGAGUCCCGCUAUUUCGCCUUCGCCCUUGAACUUGUCUGUUUCAUCCGUAACCCGGAGAUUAGAAUGGACAAGAAAUGUCACAGUGAGGCUGCUGGUCACUGCAUUACCUCCAAAGGUACCGAUGGCUAUUCAGCGCUUAUAUCUCCCAGCAUUACUUCUUAUAUUUAACGCCCCUCUUUAAAAAGCAUUUACUUAAUUCUUAGAAGUUUCGAGCACUUCUGCAGAAGCUUGUGUUUGUACCUUUAUUACAUUUUUUUUUGUUUCGUUUUAGUUUGUUGUGAUUUUUACACAAGGUACACGACUGACAUCCGCGUUCAGUUUCUUCUUCCCUGCUUAUAAGCCAACGUUUAUUGUUUAAAGCUGUUAUAUCUGUUUGCUGGUGGAUUUGUACGUGAUUUGUACAUAUUUCCUUGACCAUGUCAAGCCAGUUCUGUCGGCUGGUAGUAGACAUAAGAACUGUUGUUGAGACUGAAACUUGAUUGCGCUUGUAUAGAUAAAAAAAGAAAGAAACGAAACGAAAAAGAGACAAUUUCAAUCUCACACGGGGAGACGAUGAUUCAAAAGUGUUACAAGCACUGGAUAUAAAUGGUAUUUUUAUCAAUUCUGACUAAUGUGAAGCUGUUGUGCGAGAAAAACGGAAAAAAAACCUUCGCGAACAAGUCACCUGUUUGGACUCAUGUGAGCACGCCUCACAGUUGCCAGAUUUGAGUCAUUUUUCUCUUGACAUGUUUUUGUUUAUUUAUGCAAUGACACGUGAUGAAUGAACACUUUGUUUAAGCUCCAGUGCUGCCUAGGGGAGACAGAGCAGCGUACUCGACGGAGAGGCUCGCAUACUGAGACACACCGGACUUCAGUAGCACAUUUUAAUGGUCAUGUAUGUUUGUGUUGUAUAUUGUAUUUGAAGCUCUCUAGUGCGUAUAGACAUUUUAUUGUAUUUAUUAGCCAUUAUUGGCUCUAAAAGUGUCAGUAGAACAUAAUUAAAGGACAAUCAGAGAACAAGAAUAAAAACGACGACAUUUGGAUUGGAGCUCAAAACAAAGUUUCUUUUAUUAUUAUUAUUUUUUUUUUUUUUUGGAACAAAUCCUCCAUCUCAUUACAGAUUUUUUUUCGUUGCAUUGUAAAUAUAACAUAGGAAAAUAGAAUUCUAUUUUUGUUCAUGGAUACUUACUGAAGUAUAAAUUAUGUAUUUACUUUUUCUUUUUGUGUGUGUCUGUGUAUGUUGUUGGUCAUUGUACUUAGAAAAUAAUACGAAAUCACAAACUGACAAUUCACUGUACCUCACGUUGUUGCUGAACUCACAUCCCUAUUGAUUGAGUAUAGUAGUGGAGACGCACGCAGCUGAGACACUUGGGCAUCAUCCGACUCUGUUGUGUUUCAAUGACGAACCUCGCACUCCAGCCGUUGCAUUUUGUCUUUAUUCUCAAUGCGUUCUGUAGCAAAGGACAAAUCUUGAUAUUCUUGUACGUUUUAAUUGCUGAAGUUUUAAUAAUUGGUUACGUGCCAAAUUUGGAUAAGAAAAUAUGUAAUUAUAGGGCAUCCGUUGUAUCGUACAGCAUCAUUUAAACAGAUGUAAACACGGUGCUGAAUGGGGAAUGGGGAUCUGCUUAUAUUUAUUUGAUUUUAUUCUGCACAAUGCAGACCCACUCUGUGCAUUGAGGUUUCCAUACAGUAUUUUGCUCUGUGUUGCUUCAUAGUGUUUUAAUAGAAGAUCCAUCAGCUACUUAUAUUCAUUUUCUUUUAUAAUGCAUAACUGUCACUGCCAUAUUAAUUCAAAGUAGGUACAAAAACUGAGGCUUGGGUGUUUCUACUUAUCUUACUGUAAUGCUUUUUUGCUAUGGACUUUUGUGAUGUAUAUUGUGGGAUAGUUUUGUUAAUUUAAUCAGCACAAUUCACUGACAUGCUGGACUGACUUGCUAGCUGCUGUUCAGAUGAGUAAAAUGUUUGCCGACAGGGACAACAUGCUGUUGUCAAUGGUAUUUUGCUUUUAGAUUUGUGUAGUCUCUCAAGCAACACUGUGUGUGGCUUCUCUGUCGCUAGGUGCGCUCUUAUUUUGAAUCCCGCUAGCAGCCUGAUAACACUUUUUCAUUAAUUUUGUCUUUGUGUGUGUGUGUGUGUGUGUGUGUGUGUGUGUGUGUAGAGAGAGAGAGAGAGACCGGUUUCUCAGCAGGUACAUAGACCCAUGGCAGGUAUUAUUGUUUGGGCGUUAGAGAUAUAGAAUAGUAUCUGUUGCUGCUUUUGAAAAAAGUUUUAAAUCUAAAAUGUAAAUAGUUUAUCAUAAUAUCUUGUACAGUCCAGUGUAAAGUUUUUAAUUGAACUUAAAAAGGUCGCCAUCACAUUUGUGUCCACAUUCUUCUUUAUACAGUACAAAAGACAGGUAUUUGCUAAGGAUAUUGUUGUUUUAAAAAAGGUACUAAACAUAUUUUUGCUCGGCUUUAGUAUGUAAACCAGCAAGUCAUUGGUUUCCAUGUGCAGUAUUGACGUGAGGUAAAUUUAAUGAAUGCUACGUUGUAUGUUCAGAGAUCAGUCUUCUCUGUUAUGGUAGUAUUAUUAUGAUCAAAUAAAAGAAAUCGCCACAUUUCGGUGUGUUUAGACACCUUAGUGGAUUGUACAAAUAUUUAGGUUGUUCUCCCCACAAGCAGCGUUUGGCAUAUUGUAAUGUAACACCAUUUCUACAGUAUAUUCUCAAUUCACUGAUGUACGAUGGCAGGUGAGGGUGUUCCUGCCUGUUUGCUUAUUUACCUCAAGAGUUCCUCUUUUUCCUCAAAAGAUAGAGUACACGUGCAUAUGACAAACUCGUCUCACCAUCACUCCAUCUUUUGUACUGCUGUUGACACUUACAAAUUAAAGAGAUUUUGUUUUA
Misgurnus anguillicaudatus (oriental weatherfish) is the source of this 7609-nucleotide messenger RNA. The record is from RefSeq and is a predicted model, not a curated record. Lineage: Eukaryota; Metazoa; Chordata; Actinopteri; Cypriniformes; Cobitidae.